Messenger RNA from Paramuricea clavata, 6728 nucleotides. The record is from the annotation of a GenBank genome assembly. Lineage: Eukaryota; Metazoa; Cnidaria; Anthozoa; Malacalcyonacea; Plexauridae.
AUGGAAAAUGAGAACAUUUGUACAUGGUGUCUGGUUCCUACGCCACAUUGCAUGCUUUUGCUAUAUUUUUACCAGGGACCUUUACGUUUACCCUUUGGUAUUGGUGGUAUGCCUGGCAUGCCAAGACCAGCGAUGGGUGUGGUGCAACCAAGAUUACCUUUGUUGGGUCCAGGUUAGAUAUGUCUUAUACAAUUUAUAUUUAACUUACUUGACCAACCAAGAUUACCUUUGUUGGGUCUGAAUCUUGUAGGAUCACCAGGUCAGAUAUGUCUCAUAUACAUUUUAUAUUUAAUUAUCUUACUUGAAUUCAAAUUCGCGUGGCAAUUUUGAUACGUCUACACUGUUUACUUUGCUACCAAUUUUCCCUCAUUCUUAAAUUAAGGACGAUUUAAUUUCGCGGACAACCAAACGGAACAAAAUCACAUUUCAAUGAUGAUUUUUAUUGUUGAAAUGGCAUUGGAAUAUUGGAUACUUAAAAUUUCCAAGCAACUGAACUCGAAAUAUCCCAUGAGAAGAUUAGCAGGUCAAACAGGAUAUUUUCUUUAUGUAGCUGGAAUGACCAAUCUAGUGGCGAUGGAAUGUCAUACAGAGUAAUUUCUAUAUCUAACUAUCAGUAUUUUUGGCACGGCGCCAAUCGUUUACACGCGGAUCACUUUUCGCCCGUAUUACAAUAUGGCACCUUUUGGGACGGAUUAUAUUUCGCUCAGUUUUAAUUUCGCACCGUAUGUGUAAACCUUGCUUUAUUACUGUAUUUGCCCUCCAGAGUUUGUUGUAGACAAUGUAGAAGUUGCUAGAGGGAAUGCUAUGUUGAAUACUAACCCGCAAAUUGUAAUUAAUGUUAAAAUAAUCAGUGAAAAUGAUUGAGAUUCAAUCGAAAUUUCUUGAUUAUAUAGUUUGUUUUUAUUUUAAUAAAACACGAUUAUAAGCUCGUAUGAAAGUGCUUGCCACAGAGGAAGCUAGUCGUAUAAAGCUAUAGAUAGAUAUUGUACUGUAACUACAAUAUUCUUGCUAAGGUUUUACGAACUGUAACUUAAAUUGAUGUAGGUCCAUUUCCUGGUCCGCCUCUUAGAGUUCCUGUCAGUCAACCUGGGCCAACCAUUCGAGCACCACGUAUUCGUACCCCAGGCAUUCGAACCAUGCAUCCUAAUUUAAAGGUAAGUUUACAUGUAGAAUAAGAAACUGCGUCUUUUCAUCAGACUCGGCUCUGACUUGGGUAAUAACGGCAGUCUCAGGACCACAAAACACGUUGUUUCUUUCAACCUCUAUGAGUUCUCAAUAUUGAAUAAAGAAUUAUCAGACCGAACUCGAAAUCUCUAUCACAUAUAAAGAUACGACACGCUUAUGAUUUUUCUUUGUGUUUAAUGAGUUUUGAAGUUUGUGUAACAUGCUAAAUAUCGUUGAAAACAAAAUUUUCGAUAGUUUGAUUGUGGUUGCAAAAAGUGCUGUGUUUCUUGCGUAAAUUAUAGCUAGCAUUUCCACCAUAUGUAGAGUUAAAUUGUCUUUUCGUUCUUGCAUUGUGCCUUUCCUGAUACAGUUGUUUUGUUGUUGUUCAAUUUUUAAGCCUGGGCAAGGAGUCAGAAAAGUCCGACCUAACAACAGAAGUGGUGUAAUAACACUAAAACCCAGGCCUAACGCUGCAAAAAAGACUCCAGAUAAAGCGAACGAAUUGGCGAAUAAAGUUAAAGAGGAAGUAACUAAAAUGCUGGGAGAAGCUAAAGAAGGUGUCAAAAAAGACGAUAAGCAAGGUCAAGUUACGGACCAAAAGGUGACAAAAGAGAUCCCUAAAGCAAAAGAGACUGCAAGUGAGCCUGUUACGUCAAAAGUGACUGUGAGUGAACAACCUAAAGUGAAAAAAGUUGUAAAUGCACAACCCAAAGAGGAAGAAAAGGUAAUCUGACUUCAGAGUAAAUUUAUAUGGAAAAUUAUUCUCUCCCGCUGUUUUAUAGUACAGUAUGUAUGAAACGAAAUUUGGUCGUUUGAAUUGAAACUUUGUGUUGAAAAGUUACUGCAUGCACCCUAAAUGGUGUUGCAGUUAUACACCUUGCACCUAAUACUUCCUUGCCUUCCUUACGUGCUUCUUUCUUUCCUACUUUAUUUUUCAUGUGCAUACCUAUUGACUGAUGUUUGUAUACUGUGAAGUCAACAAACAAGUAAAGCGCAAAACAUCUGAUAUAUGACCUUAAAUCAUGGUAGAAAUUCACGUUGGCCUACUUACGUCAGGCUACUCGCGUUAGAUUCAGUAAAUGACACUAAAUGUCAUUUUACUUCAAUUACUUUACUCCCCGUCACUGUAUCCCACUGUACCCCUUUAUCUCACUAUACUCCUUUAUCGCACUAUACUCCUCUAUCGCACUAUACUCAUCCUUUUCCUCAGGAGUAAUAAUAAAUAUACAGUACUGUAGGAAUUUUGGCAUUUUACUGUGCUUUUCGGAACCUACCAAUCAUUGCUUUAUUUCAUUCAACAGGCUAAGGCCUCGACUCCUGAUUCACUGGCUGUGCCUCAGAAACUCGGUGAAAGUGCUGCGGCAGCGACUCAGCCUUCGGAUGAUGGAGUGAAAGGUACAGUAGUUAUACGUGAAGUAAUUUAUAGCAACUUAACGAUGCACUUUAUUGAACCGAAUUUGAAAAUUUCCAUUGAUUUACAUGAAUUCAGUGUGUGUUUUAAAAGACCAACAAAUGUUGUUAAUGUCUCGUUCAUUUAAGUCGCGUUAAAACGUGCGUCGUUAAUUUCUUAUAUAUGGGAAGUAAAUGUAUAUAUAAAUUGUUAUAGGAACUGGUGUUGCUAUACAUAUAUUUAAAUAUUUACAUUAUUCAAUACACUCUUCCGAAAAACGAUUUGCGAUAUUGGGUUAGGUUUUGAGCCUUUUAUCUUGUUACAGGAAUACAGGUGACACAUUUACGAAAUCAUGCAGUUAUACUAGACAACAUAUAAGACCUUGAAGUAAUUAGGUCAUCAGUAACAAGAUAAAGGGUUCUAGAACUGAUAUCUCUAUCACGAAAACGAGGCUCCAAGGACAGGACUAUCCGGAAGCGUCUGUUGCGUCACUCGUGUGCUGGUUCCCCUGUCACGUACACGUUUUAUUUGAUAAAAAUUACAUUCAGCAUUGGUUUGGGGAAAGGGAAGGGGUUAUCAUGUGUGCGUGUCCAUAAGAUUUUUAACCUGAUUCCACAUUCAUAUUCGUUUUAGUUUUUAUGGACGCAGAGCAGUUUAAACAGUUCCAACAGUUUCAGGAGCUAAUGAGAAAACAAAAACAGGCUGAGGUAAGGAUAGCAUUGUAUAAAGACAAAUUCGAAAAUAAGAUUGGACUUGAUUUCUUAUCCCAUACCUGUGUUAAAAGCGGCUUUCUGAUUGGUUUAGAGCAGGUGAGCUUGUCGUCGAGCUCACCUGCUUUUUGCCGAACUCACCUGCUUUUCGCCCGAACUCACCUGCUUUUCGCCCGAACUCACCCGCUAAACUGCUUACGUUGCAAUAUUAACAAUAACAAAUAUGGCGGACAAGAUUUAGCCGAUAAACCUAAACUUUAAAGAACUUUUUUCGGUGACUAACAUACUGAGACUGAAGAAAAACCAAAGAAAAAAUGCAGUAAAGGUAAUGUAGACGUAGCUAAAGAAGUAUUUUCUUGCCCAGUGAUUUUUUUGGCCGGGAAAAUGUUCACAAAACAUCGACGAAUAUAUCGCGAAGAGCUACAAAUGUGUGUAUGGCUCGGUGUAUGGGAUAAAACCUUCGCUCGGUAAGUUCGGGAAACUUCCAGCCACCCUUGGUGCGUCCAAUCCCGGACUCACCUCCCUGCAAGUACGUUUGUUAUAAAACCCGAGCAGUUUUUGCUAAGCCAAGGUGAAGCACGGUCCUAGACGAAGCUGGGGAUUAGUGAGAUUUAAUGUUAGAAAUGGCACCUCGUUCUCUAGAUCUACUUCACCAUCCAUCGUGUGUCACCAUAUCCCUAUUUGGUCAUUAAUUAUUGAUGAUAUGUGGUUCAUAUAAGAGCUUCAAACAUUUUUCUCAAGAUGUAGGGCUGCAUUACAUACAUUCAUUUAGCUCUGUCAGUUAAUCAAAUAAUAUGCCGUCCCCAAAAAGUUUAAACUGAAUCCUGGUGUUUUUAUUAGAAAUCAGGAGAUUCAAAGGCAAUUUCCUUGGAGGACCUUGUAGAAGCUGCAAAGGGAAUGAAAGAAUCUGAAAAUCAGAAGACAUCUGAACAAGAAGUGCCUAAGCAAACCCCACAAAAGUCAGGACCAUCAAAACCGUUGGCAACAAAACCGUCACCAGUAGUAAGCAAGUCAUCUGCACAAACCAAGUCGUCGUCCGCGUCAACUAAGCCGUCACCUGCGUCAACUAAGCCGUCACCUGCGUCGACUAAAUCGUCACCCGCGUCGACUAAGCCAUCACCCGCGUCGACUAAGCCAUCACCCGCGUCGACUAAGCCGUCACCCGCGUCAACUAAGCCGUCACCUGCAUCGACUAAGCUGUCACCCGCGUGGACUAAGCCUUCGCCCGCGUCGACUAAGCCGUCACCCGCGUCGACGAAGCCAUCACCCACGUCGACUAAGCCGUCACCCGCGUCAACUAAGCCAUCACCUGCAUCGACUAAGCCAUCACCUGCAUCGACUAAGCCGUCACCGGCGUGGACCAAGCCGUCACCAGCAUCGACUAAGCCGUCACCUGCGUGGACUAAGCCGUCAUCCGCGUCAACUAAGCCGUCACUCGCAUCGACUAAGCCGUCACCCGCGUCAACUAAGCCGUCACCCGCGUCAACUAAGCCGUCACCCGCGUCAACUAAGCCGUCACCUGCAUCGACUAAGCCGUCACCCGCGUGGACUAAGCCUUCGCCCGCAUCGACUAAGCCUUCGCCCGCAUCGACUAAGCCGUCAACCGCGGCCACUAAGCCGUCACCUACAAUCAUCAAACCGUCGCCUGCUACCAUAAAGCUGUCUCCCGCAAUUGCCAAUUCAUCCUCUAUACCAGCCAGACAUUCACCUGUGGCAUCCAAACCUUCACCAGGGCAAUCAAAAUCUAACACAGCAUCGAAAUCAUAUCCAACGACAAGCAAGCCAUCAUCUGCACCAGCAAGGUCAACACAGUCAAAACAAGAAACACAGCGACCAGUAGUACAACGUCAAGAGAAAUCGACAACAUCGUCACAUAAUUCCUAUCAUCGCCCCUCUCACCACCACCAAAGAUCGCCAGCGGAGGGACAGAAGUCUAUAAAAGCUGUUGGCUCUUAUGAGCAUGAGAGGAAGCAGUAUGACCGACACUCAAAGCCAGUGAGUAUAGUACUUCAUUUUCUCGUUAUAUAGUUUUCGUCUUUCUGUAUUCCUGACGUUUUUCAGUCGUGCUCUAAAGCCUUCCCCAUAAAUCAUUUUUGAAAUCCAAACCAUGACGCUUUUUUGCUAACUAGUCCAUGUCGUUAACAAUUAUCUAGGUCUCUGGGAGGAAACUAUACUGACAAACAGGAUUCGACAUUGAUGUGAUGCACUGAUGGGAUGAUUUUAAGCCUUGUUUUGUUUUAUUUAUUUAUUAAAUCUAGGCCAAUACAACAUCACGAAAUGAUGGUCCGUCUUCAUCGCUGAUGCCGCCUCCACCAAAGCAAUCCGUUGAAGCAAACAUUUUACAGAAACUGUUAGUUGCAAAACCCGCCAGUAAACAAGGUAGACCUGCAGUUAUUCUAGUUGUGAACACAAAUAUCGUACAGAAAAUAAGUACUAUUUCUUGUUUGCAAUGCAAAUUGGAGAUACUGUACAGUAGGGUUUUUUUGUGCAACAAUCUUAGAUAUGUUUUUUUUUUUAGAUUAUGGAAGUGAUCAACGCACGACCACUAGCCAGGUAAUAUAUGAUUUAUCACUUUUUCAGCAUAUCAUAAUUUUAGUUUCUAAUAUUUUUUUAGUCAUUUAUCAGUGCAUAUUGUAUUAUUUCGUUGCAAAAAGGUGUUUACAGUAUAUAAACGUAUCAGGAAUUUAACUCCAGAAUUUUACUUGCAUGUCUAUAGUUUUACUUCGUCAUAUUUACAGAAUUAUUUCACCUAAUUAAAACUGCGACGAUAUUCCCCUUGAAUUGGAAACAAGGUGCAUGCAUACCAGUAUCCGUGCAAUAUUGUUACGAAAACUCACGUCUUUAUACUGCCCACUUGUAGGCUGAUUCUCGCAGUCCUUAUGGAAGUCCUUAUCAAAGUGGUGGAAAGUCAAGUUCACCUGUCAGUGAAGUUUCACGUGGCUCGCCUAAAUCAAGCCAACAAUCGCAAUAUGGCUACAAUCCGGUAAGUGUGUGUGUGUGUGUGUGGUCUUUAACUUUACGUUUUUAGGAGUUCGUAAUGCGUUUCCUUGGUAACUUUGCACGCGAAUGUUGCCUAGAAAUAAUUUUCCAUUUGCGCAGAAUACCACCCUACAAAAUUUGCCGGAUAACUGAUCUAAAUGCUAUAUACGAUGCGCCUAUUAAUUGCUAAUUUAUUUAGUUUUUUCCACAAUUGAAUAUAUUAAUGAUUGGCCGGGAGCUGAUUAGAUACAGGUAGAUUAACGGAAGUCUGUAACUCCGAAAUGAACAUUACAAUAUUUUCCAGCUUUCGACUAUGUUUUAGUCAUCUUAAUAUGGUGUCCCUACAUCGUGAAUUGCAUUUAAGACACACAAUUUCUAUUUCUUUCCAAUUUUUCUUUCUAUACCUAAAGACUGCCAAAUCUGCUGCUUGCUAAUAAUGAUUUAUCUAACUAAACCUUCAUGUAAAACAAUACUUACACUGUGGC